This is a messenger RNA of Diabrotica virgifera virgifera (western corn rootworm), 4369 nucleotides long. RefSeq names its product annexin B9-like. Gene Ontology annotation, cellular component: cytoplasm. The transcript has 7 exons. Lineage: Eukaryota; Metazoa; Arthropoda; Insecta; Coleoptera; Chrysomelidae. Bases 167 to 1573 code for a protein of 468 amino acids. The record is from RefSeq and is a predicted model, not a curated record. Gene Ontology annotation, molecular function: calcium-dependent phospholipid binding; calcium ion binding.
ACAGAAAUUCUUCUUGACGUUUGAAAUACGCUUUUGUCUUGUCAGUUGUUGUCGUUGUUGACGUAGUAGAGAUUACUCAUCUUAAAUAGAAGGAUUAUACUGUUAUCAUCAAAUUUUAAAAUAGAAUUGGAUUGUGCUUGUGUUAGUUGUGAAGUUGUGCAUCAAGAUGAGUUAUCCUGGGUAUAAUCCAUAUCAACAGGGAUCAGCACCGGGAGCACCCAGCCCAUACCCCCAACACCCUCAAGGAGGAGCACCUUCCUACCCACCACUCAAUCCUAACGCUUUCGGUUAUCCCUCUAACAUGCCCAUGCAAAUGCCCCAACCCAUGCAAAUGCCCACUUACCCUCCCAGCAUGCCAGGCUAUCCCCCCGCCGUUCCCGGGGGCUAUCCCCCACCCCAGUCUAGCGGAGGAUACCCGCCAUCGAGUGGGGGAUAUCAUUCGGGCGGCGGUGGGGCUUCGUAUCCUCCGAACACGUAUCCCUCAGGUCCGCAGCAGCCCUAUUCUAGUGCUCCUGGUGCUCCUCCCGGUGGACAUGGCCAUCAAGGAUCUCAGGGACCUUACGGAGGGUUUUCGUAUACACAGCACAGUGCUCCUCAAAGUUAUGCAGCUCCUCGCAGGACCCAGAGGACUCCCACCGUCAGACCUGCCCAACCAUUCAACCCCAAUGAUGAUGCUCAAGUUCUUAGAACAGCGAUGAAAGGUUUCGGAACCGAUGAGAAGGCCAUUAUCAAUUGCUUGGCAAGAAGAACCAAUGAACAGAGACUACAUAUUGCUGCUGCGUUUAAAACUAUGUACGGAAAGGAUUUGAUCAAGGACUUGAAGAGUGAACUCAGCGGAAACUUCGAAAACUGCAUCGUGGCUAUGAUGACUCCUCUUCCCGAAUACUACGCCAAAGAAUUGCACGAUGCUAUGAGCGGUGUUGGAACUGAUGAAGACGUCCUCAUCGAGGUCAUGUGUACCAUGUCCAACAGGGAAAUUAUGGUCAUCAGGGAAGCGUACCACAAAUUAUAUUACAGAUCGUUAGAAAGCGAUCUCAAAGGCGACACCGCUGGCACAUUCAAGCGCUUGAUGGUCUCUCUCUGUAACGCCUCCAGAGACGAAAGCAACGUCACCGAUCCUCAAAGAGCUUUACAAGACGCCCAGGCUCUACUCCAAGCCGGAGAGCUUCGUUUGGGCACAGACGAAUCCACCUUCAACAUGGUUUUAUGCCAAAGAAACUACGCUCAGCUCCAGCUCGUUUUCCAAGAGUACCAGAAGAUCACCGGCCACGACAUCGAGAAAGCUGUCAAAAAUGAGUUCUCUGGAGACUCGGAAGAUGCUCUUUUAGCCAUUAUCAGGUCCAUAAAGAACCAAGCGGCGUUCUUUGCUAAAUAUUUGAAUAAGAGCAUGAAAGGGCUAGGAACCAACGAUAGACAGUUGAUUCGACUGGUAGUAACGAGGUCUGAAAUUGACAUGGUUGAAAUUAAGAGCGAAUACCAGGCCAAAUACGGUGAAUCUUUAGCUGAUGCUAUUAAGGGCGACUGCUCCGGACAUUACAAAAAGUGUUUACUGGCACUCAUUGGCGAAUACUAAUAAUCUGCACGUAUAAUUUUUUACUGAAGUUUUUCCAUUAUUAUUGUUAAUCUUUAGAAAUUUUAUGUAGUUUUUACUUUAAACCAACAAACAGAUUUGAUACUAUUCAUUUUUUCCCUCUGUAAUCAGUGAUUCCUCGUGCCUAUUGGGUGCCACACUGUCCAAUAAAAGCUGUAAAUGGUCAGUCAAACCUUAUUUUUACUAAUACUAUGCCUAUUUCGAUGCAUCCCUUUAGUUCGGUUGCCUUUUAAAUGACCACAAGAUCCAGGUAUUUGGUCCGAUUUUCAAAACAAUAACUUUUGAUAAAUUUCAAUAAUACAAAACACGUGCUCGUUUUUCUAAACUAUCAAGUUGCAGCUGCAUAGGUCAGGUAUCGCGCGUGUUGUUGUGUACAAAAAAGUUUUAUCUCAGGCAGGUACCGUUAUAAAUUCAGCUACAACUUUGUUUCAAUUUCGAAUUUUUUAAUAACAUUUUAGGACAGUACUUCUAUGAUACUAAGGAAUGUUUUUACGUAAAAAACAAAAAUUGAUUUUUUUUAUAAUUUAUAAAAUAUAAAUAAGGGGACUUAAAAGUACCCGUAAAAAUAUGUAAUUUUUGAACGUUUAAAACUCAAAUUUUAAUAAUAUCUACAAAAUACGAGAUCUUAGUGUAUAUGUUACUGGUUUGUUCUUAAACUGUUAGUUUAUUUUAAAAUCGCUGAAAUAUAUCGCACCCUCAGUAAUAUAAGGGCUCAACUCAAAAUUUGUGUUAAUUUUGACUUUGAAUGAUAUGGGCACAAAAUGAAAAUCUCUACCGGUUAGCAUUGACAGAGGGAGAAAAAGAACAUGAAUGGUUGGAUAAAUAUAUUUAUGCCUCUCUCUCACUCUCCCCGGCCACCUCUGGUUUUUACUGCUACAAGGGAGCAAUCAGUAACAUGUCUUUCUAUGACGAAAAUCCUGGUUAGUUUGUGUUUUAACAUUCUGUAUUUUAUAGAAUAGUUUUUAGUUGAGCCGUUAUAUCAUGCAAAAUAUAGUAAAUAAAUGGGUCUAAUUCAUAAUAGAUCGUUAUUUUGCAUAAACAGUGACAGGGCAUUAAUAAUAUAAGGGAUCAAACUUAAACAGUUCCUUAUUUCUGUUAUGUUUUUGGAACUUACUUGAGAAAGUGUUUUUUUCAAUUACAUGUAAUUAAUGGAAUUUAUUUAUAUUCAUUUUUUUUUCUCAUCGCUAUUUAUAGUGCAAUUAUCAAAUAACAAAUCUGCCGAAUUUCACAUUUAUAACUUAAAUAAUAAGCAUGUUAUUUGAAAAAAUAGCUAUAAUUUUGGAAACCAGAAUCUUUAAACGCGAUUUCCCAAAAAUCGACUUUUUUGAAUUGUGCCUCUAUAUUACUGAGGGUGCGAUAAUAUGUUGGUUCAAAUUAUACACUACCUUUGAGUGACGUAUUCAGUAAAAAUUCUGUUUGUUGGCGAAACUGUUCUGAAUAUCAAAAUGUUUGUCCGCUAGAUUUUUUGUCAAUUCAAAAUUUCUGUUUUAUACUGUAUUAAACCAUUUUAAGUUUAUUUGUGUAGCUAUCUGCUAUGAUAUAUAUGUUAAAAUUUAUUUUGAACGAGACUGAAGAAAACAAUUCCUCUAGCCACUUAUUAAUACGUAAACUAGUAAUUAAUAUUGCUUAACACUUUUAUACGUAAAUAUAAUCUCUUCAUAGAUAAAAAAAGCGAGUCCACAGAAUUAUAGGUAACCAUAUUUAUUGAUUUUGUCUGCAAAGACUAGUGCGACUCACCCCCUAUUCUCUCUAGCUCUAUUUUACUAUCUAUCGUCCAAUGAAUAUGAAAGACUUUUUAACCGCGAAUAUUUCAGAGUGAGAAUGAAAUAAUCCAGUGACGUUUAUUCUUUCCUGUCGUCCGGAUUUGACAUAUCUUUCUGUCCGAUCUGUCCAAAGCCGUUAACACAUAGCAACUUAAAAAAAAUCCGUCAUACUAUCCAACAAACUGAUACCAAUCUAUGUAUAGUGCUUUAUACGAAUCGAUUAUUUUCUGUCUAAUUGGUAGUUAAAUACCGUAUGUAUUAACUACUACUACUACAUGUCAGUUUAUAACGUUUUCCGCCUCUUCUAUGUCUCUUUCUCUCAGCUCUUUGUUAAUUCCUUCGCUCAAACUUUUUCUCGUCUACCUCGUUUCUCUUUCCUUCUGUUAUUUUUCUAAUGCGUUCGUUGGUGAUCAUUUUUCUUCUAGAUCUUCCUGCUGCUCUUCUCCAAAAAUCCAUUUCCGUUCUCAUCGUUGCCAGGGUUCGUUAUUUUAGUGGCCAUGAUGCACAGCUUUUUAAAUAGAGUGAUACUUUUCACUAGUGUCUCAUAUAUCCUCUUUUUAUUUUCUUUGCUGAUGGAUUGGUCCCAUAAAAUGCUGUUUAACAUUGUGAUGGCUUUUCUACCUAACCUAUUUCUCCCUCUUAUGGCUUUGUCUAAUAAUGUAUGUAUUAACUAAAUGUUCCAAUAUAUCCUGUCAUAAAUUUGCUUUCCAUAGUUUUAUACAUAUUUUUAUAAAUGUUUGUACUGUAUAGUUUAAUACAUAUUUUAAUGUUAAAAAAUUAAAUGACUCUAAUACACAAUAAAAAUGACUUUAUGUGUUGUUUAUAUGUAUCUGUCGAAUCUCAAAUAUUUUAAAUAUAUUUCUUUGUAAUCUUUUUAUGUAUUUUGUAAUGUACAAUGUUGCUCAUGGUAAGCUUUAAGUUAAAUUUUUAACUAUAGAAUUAUGUUGUCAGUUCUUUUGAAUUGAUGUAGAUAUGAAUAUAUAGUGAAAGCUGUAAUAAAUAUUUGUCUUGAUAA